UGACUUUUGAAAAAUUCAUGCAAAAAAAUUAUCUUUUUAAUUUUUUAUUUAUAACUCGGAUUUAGUCUGUAUGGGCAAGAGGACGUGAUGCACAUGAACAACUGCCGACAGUACUUGAGAGUUCUGAACAGAUGUGCAAAAGUAUUAUGUAGGAGAUAUAAGAGUACAAGGCCAGAAGCAGCUGCUGCUACUGCAGUUAACAAUGGCCAGAUUAACCUGGAUUUGUUCAAACCUGGUAGUGCUCUACAUGGAUACACAGUUCAAGAGGUGGUUCCAGUACCAGAGCUUCAUCUUACUGCGGUAAUGCUUACACAUGACAGGACUGGAGCCAAACAUUUUCACGUUGCUAGGGAUGACACUAAUAAUGUCUUCAGCGUGGCAUUCCGCACAACCCCCAUGGAUAGCACAGGAGUGCCUCAUAUAUUGGAGCAUACGACACUGUGUGGCUCAGAAAAGUUCCCUGUCAGGGACCCAUUUUUCAAAAUGCUAAACAGGUCUAUGUCAACAUUCAUGAAUGCAUUCACAGCAUCAGAUUGGACGAUGUAUCCUUUCUCCACUCAAAAUGAACAGGAUUUCCAGAACCUUCUAUCUAUAUACCUUGAUGCUGUCUUCAAGCCUAGACUACGAGAACUUGAUUUCUGCCAGGAAGGAUGGAGAUUAGAACAUGAGAUUACAGAUGAUCCAAGUUCUCCCAUUGUCUUCAAAGGUGUUGUCUUCAAUGAAAUGAAAGGAGUAUUUUCUAAUCCACAACAUUUAUUCUGUGAAGCAGUGCAGAAUCACUUGAUGCCAAGCCAUACAUACAGCGUAGUUAGUGGAGGGGAUCCAAUACAUAUACCUGAUCUUACCUGGUCACACCUGAAAGACUUCCAUGCCUCACAUUAUCACCCUAGUAACUCCAGGUUUUACACAUAUGGAGAUAUGUCUCUUGAGCACCAUCUAAAGGCCAUAAAUGAGGGAUAUUUACAACAUUUUAACAAGAUUGACCCAAAGACUGAAGUUCCAUCUGAGCCAAGAUGGUCAGAAAUGAGAGAGGCUAGGAUAACAUGUCGUCCUGACCCAAUGGCACCAGAUCCAGAAAAACAGACAACUGUUGCUGUGAACUAUCUGCUAGGAGAUAUAACGGACACAUUUGAGGCAUUUACAUUGAACAUAGUGUGCCAUCUAUUGGUUCAUGGGGAGAAAUCACCUUUUUACCAGUCACUGUUGGAGGCCAACAUAGGAUCUGACUACUCACCUGUAAUAGGAUAUAAUGGUUACACCAAGGAGUCUUCUUUCUCUGUUGGGUUACAGAAUAUUGCAGAAACAGAUGUUGAUAAAGUGUGUAACAUCGUAGAAACAACACUGGAUGAUGUUAUAAAGAAUGGAUUUGAUGAGAAGGCAAUUGAAGGAGUUUUACACAGAAUAGAAUUGGGACAAAAACAUCAAAGUGCUAACUUUGGUUUUAAUAUUGGAAUGAGUAUUGUUUGCAGUUGGAACCACAAUGGAGACCCCAUAGAAGUGUUACAAAUCAACAAACAUGUCACUAGGUUAAAACAAUGUUUAGAAGAUAACCCUCGUUUCCUUCAAGACAAGCUUCAGCAAUAUUUAAAGUCCAACAAGCACACUCUGACUGUGACCAUGACCCCUGAUGAGCAGUUUGAGGCUAAGAGUCAGGAAGAGGAACAAAAUAAACUCAGUUAUCUUGUCAGUCAGCUAUCUGAGUCUGACAAGGAAGAGAUAUAUAAGAAAGGUUUAGAGUUAGCCAAGGUUCAGAUGGCUGAAGAAGACCUCUCCUGUCUUCCUACUCUUAGGGUGGCAGACAUAGACAAAGAUGUUAUAAGAGUACAUACUGACAUUGAAAGUGCAGAUGGCGUCCCUGUGCAGCUUUGUGAGCAACCUACCAAUGGGGUGACAUACUUUAGAGCUGUUGUUGACACACAGUCUAUACCUGCAGACCUGAGGCCCUUCUUGAAACUGUUUACUAAUGUUGUGACUAGCAUGGGUGCUGGAGGUCUAAACUUCAAGGAUUUGGCACAAGAGAUUGAGUUGAAGACUGGAGGCAUGUCAGCAUCUAACAUUAUCUCAGACAAUCACUCUAACCUUGACAUAUAUGAACAGGGAAUCUUGUUUUCAUCUCAUUGUCUGGAUCAGAAUAUUGAAGCCAUGUUCAACCUCUGGGGACAAAUAUUUAACAGUUUAGAUUUAUCAGACAUGAAUCGGUUGACAACCCUGGUGAGAAUGUGUUCUGCAGAUAUGGCUGGUAGUAUAGCUGACCAGGGUCACGCUCUAGCUAUGACACAUGCAGCAAGCUAUCUAAGUCCCAGUGGACAACUCAAGGAACAACUUAGUGGCAUGACUCAGGUGAUGUUUAUGAAGACAAUAGCAGAGAUGGAAGAUCUCACUCCCAUUGUUGGAAAACUUAAACUUAUAGCACAACAUGUUCUCAAUAAAAAUAACAUAAGGUGUGCCUUGAAUGCUGGUGCUUCAACUAUUGACAAUGCAUUGAAAGAAUCCAACAGUUUUCUUCAAACUCUGCCUGGAGAUUGUGCAAGAAGUGCUCCACCCAUAUUGGAACCAUUCAGCCCUUCUCCCUGCAGUGUACAGUAUGAGCUUCCAUUCUCUGUGAACUACAUGGCACGGGUGGUGCGAACUGUACCUUACACACAUGAGCACUUUGCUCCUCUUAGGAUCUUAUCUAGGCUCAUGUCAGCUAAAUAUCUACACAGGGAAAUCAGAGAGAAGGGAGGAGCAUAUGGUGGUGGAGCAGGAGGGGGUUCUCCAGGCUCAUUCUCAUUUUACUCAUACAGGGACCCUAAUUCAAUGCUUACAUUAGAGAGAUUUGAUAAGUCUGUGCAAUGGGCUAAAGAAGGAGGCUACAAAGAACAGGAUAUAGAAGAGGCUAAACUGUCAGUUUUUCAACAGCUUGACAAGCCAGUGUCACCAGGAGAUCAGGGAAUGACACCAUUUCUAUCAGGCAUUGAUGAUGACAUGAGACAGACUCACAGAGACCAGUUAUUUUCUACGGACAAACAGCAAAUACAAUUUGUGGCAGAGAAGUAUCUUUCAAAUGGAGCAGAGAGUGCUACAGCAUUUCUGGGCCCUGCUAAUGAAACAACUGCUGCAAGUAGUACAUGGACUAUAAAGAAAGAUCACUGAUGCCUAAUAUUAUAAUUUUAUGAUGGCAGAAUCAAACAUCAGCUGCACGAACAAUUCAGUCACAUGGUCGUUCAUUCACCCAAAGGAUAUUUUUCCAUCUCAGACUCAUGACCAAUCAGAUAGGUCUUUAUUCAAAAUGUCCCAGUGACAAAGGCCAGGACAGUAAAAGGCCAAAAGCUCAGAAGGGUCUUUUUAAUUAACAAGAAGCAACAGAGAGAGAUAAGGUGAUGAAUGCACAGCGCAAGCUUGAAGAAUAACAACAUUAUGUCCGUUAUGAAUAAAUUGAAACUGUUCUUUGACUGGAAUGGCUCAAGAUGAUUUUACAGUAUUGACUCAAACAUACAUGUACAUGCACAUGUACAUGUAGUAAAUUGAAGUCAAAAAACUUAUAUUACCAGGCUAUAAAAUAAUACAUUUUACAAUUAAUUUACAUCAAUGAAAUAAACUACAAGAAA
Messenger RNA from Owenia fusiformis, 3590 nucleotides. NCBI's taxonomy places the organism in Eukaryota, Metazoa, Annelida, Polychaeta, Sabellida, Oweniidae. The record is from the annotation of a GenBank genome assembly.